This is a messenger RNA of Zea mays, 1667 nucleotides long. RefSeq names its product CRS2-associated factor 1 mitochondrial. NCBI's taxonomy places the organism in Eukaryota, Viridiplantae, Streptophyta, Magnoliopsida, Poales, Poaceae. The transcript is spliced from 5 exons. The record is from RefSeq and is marked provisional. The coding region runs from base 76 to 1350 and encodes 424 amino acids. Gene Ontology annotation, biological process: Group II intron splicing. Gene Ontology annotation, molecular function: RNA binding.
CAAUCAGUCAUCACCGCCGCCCGACGGACUGUGUCCCCACUCCCCAGUGAGCCGCCGUGACCUCCCAGCCGCCCCAUGCUCACCCUCCCCGGUACCCUCCGCCGCGCGCGCGCUCCUCCUGGCCUCCCUCCCCGCCGCCACCUCUCCCGCCUCCUGGACCGUUACGGCUUCGUGGCCCCGGACUCCCUCACCCCGGCCCCGCGAGAACCUCACAGCGACACCGCCGACUCCGCCGCCGCUGCGAAGAAGCGCCGCGCGAAGAAGCCGCCCUACCGCCCUCCGUCCUCGCUGGACCGUGGCGGUCGCCCGCCCGCGCACUCCGACCUCCCCUUCGACUUCCGCUUCAGCUACACCGAGAGCACCCCGGCCUCCAAGCCCAUCGGGCUGCGCGAGCCCAGGUACUCCCCGUUCGGGCCCGGGCGGCUCGACCGGCCCUGGACGGGGCUCUGCGCGCCCGCCGUCGACGCUACCCUGCGGGACGUCGAGGCAGAGGACCCCCUUCCCGACGCCGAGAGGGGGCUUGAGGAGGCGCGCCGGCGAGAGCGGGAGCGGGUACUGGGAGAGCCUCUCACCCCCGCGGAGCGUGCGUUCUUGGUCGACAGGUGCCAGAAGAACCGCACCAAGCGUCAGAUCAACCUUGGGAGAGAUGGGUUUACUCACAACAUGCUAAGCGACGUUCACAACAACUGGAAGACCUGCGAGGCCGUCAGGAUAAAAUGCCUCGGCGUGCCAACGGUCGAUAUGCAAAACGUGUGCCAUCAGCUUGAGGAUAAAACUGGUGGCCUGAUCAUCCACCGGCAUGGUAGCCUGUUGAUACUGUACAGGGGUAGGCACUAUAAUCCAAAGAAAAGACCUGUUGUUCCGUUGAUGCUGUGGAAGCCUGCUGAACCUGUUUACCCGAGGCUAAUCAAAACGACAAUAGAAGGGCUCACAGUUGAGGAGACAAAGCAAAUGAGGAAGAAGGGCCUACAUGUUCCUGUUUUGACAAAACUUGCCAAGAAUGGAUAUUAUGCUAGUCUCGUGCCAAUGGUCCGGGAUGCCUUUUUGACGGAUGAGCUGGUUCGAAUAGACUGCAAAGGAUUGCCAAAAAGUGACUAUAAGAAGAUUGGAGUUAAGCUCAGGGACCUUGUUCCUUGCAUUCUUGUCUCAUUUGACAAGGAGCAAAUCAUUGUUUGGAGGGGAAAUGAAGAUGGGAGCCUACAAGAUCGAACACAGAAGUCAUUCCUUUCAUUUAUCGACUCAGAUGUUGCAUCAGUGAAGGAUGAGACUGGUGAUCAGGAACAAAUACCAAGUGAUUUGUCAUAUGAUGGGUGUUCUGAGAUGAAGUGCCAAAUUACAAAAGUAAUUUAGGACCUAGACUCUUUUAGGUUGAUCUGACAUAUCCAGAAUACACAGUUCACAUAGUUGCAAGCUCUACACAUCAACAAUGGAAUUGACAAGUCCUCAAUGUAAAAGUUUGUGUAUUCUCUAACCAUGAUAGUUGCAUUGUAUCACAUGUAAGCCAUGGUAAUUUCUAGAGAAAAUUCCACUGCAAUUUUGUCCAAGACCUUACUUGCCAUGCCAUUGUAAAUGUUCUAAUUCCUUAUAUUACCACUCGGAUGCAAUUUCUUACCUUUUCAUGCCAUUGCUAGUGGCAUAGAAGGGUAAAAAAGCUGCAUGUUCUAAUC